AUGUCGGCUGACGAAAAGAUCCGCGUCUCGGGCGAGACGCCACGUGCGACCACUCCUGUUCUUCCAACAGUUAACCCCGGUCUCGAGAAGUCACAGUCUGCUCGCGCUUCAGUUCAUCCUACUUUCUAUGUUAUUGCAUGGAUUGGUUUUUCAUCGUCCGUCAUCUUGUUCAACAAAUGGCUUCUCGAUACCCUCAACUUCCGCUACCCCGUCAUUCUAACGACCUACCACUUGACCUUCGCGACAGUCAUCACUCAGAUUAUGGCGCGAUGGACUCCUUACCUUGACGGCCGCAAGACCGUCAAGAUGACAGCUCGCGUUUACGUCCGUGCCGUUGUUCCCAUCGGUAUCUUCUUCAGCUUGAGUUUGAUCUGCGGAAAUUUGACAUAUCUGUACCUUUCUGUUGCUUUCAUCCAGAUGCUCAAGGCUACCACACCCGUCGCCGUUCUCAUCUCUGGCUGGAUUCUUGGUGUUUCUGCUCCCAACCUCAAGCAGUUCCUCAAUGUCUCCGCUAUUGUUGUCGGUGUCAUCAUUGCUUCCAUGGGCGAGAUUCACUUCGUCACUGUUGGUGUGCUCUUCCAGAUGGGCGGUAUCAUUUUUGAGGCUCUGCGACUUACCAUGGUCCAGCGCCUGUUGAGCUCCGCUGACUACAAGAUGGACCCUCUCGUCUCUCUGUACUAUUUUGCUCCCAUUUGCGCUGUCAUGAACGGUGUGGUUGCUCUUAUUUGGGAGAUCCCCAGGUGCUCGAUGGCCGAAGUUUACCACGUUGGUCUGUUCACCUUCUUCCUUAACGGUCUCUGCGCUUUCUUGCUCAAUGUCUCCGUCGUAUUCCUGAUUGGCAAGACUUCUGCUGUCGUCCUCACACUCUGCGGUGUUCUUAAGGAUAUUCUCCUGGUCAUUGCUUCCAUGAUGAUCUGGGGUACCCAGGUUACUGGUCUCCAAUUCUUUGGUUACUCCAUUGCUCUUGGUGGCAUGGUCUACUACAAGCUCGGCUACGAGCAGAUCAAAGGCCACAUUGCUGAUGCCAACCGACAGUGGGCUGAGUUUGGUGCUCGCAAGCCCAUUCUCCGCAAGGUCACCAUCAUCAUUGCUACCGCUUUCCUCAUCUUCACCUUCUUCGGUGGUCUUGCUCCCGGUUACUCCUCAGAGGUUGAUCCCACCAGACUGGCCAAUGAGGUUUCUAACCGUUUCGGCAUCAACGAUGCUCAGCACGUCUAG
This is a messenger RNA of Fusarium mangiferae, 1218 nucleotides long. RefSeq lists its product as uncharacterized. Bases 1 to 1218 code for a protein of 405 amino acids. The transcript is spliced from 4 exons. Gene Ontology annotation, molecular function: antiporter activity. The record is from RefSeq and is a predicted model, not a curated record. Gene Ontology annotation, cellular component: endosome; Golgi apparatus; trans-Golgi network. Lineage: Eukaryota; Fungi; Ascomycota; Sordariomycetes; Hypocreales; Nectriaceae.